This is a messenger RNA of Cryptotermes secundus, 7596 nucleotides long. Its product is annotated as sortilin-related receptor. Gene Ontology annotation, cellular component: Golgi apparatus; membrane. The transcript is spliced from 31 exons. Gene Ontology annotation, biological process: post-Golgi vesicle-mediated transport. The record is from RefSeq and is a predicted model, not a curated record. The coding region runs from base 101 to 6556 and encodes 2151 amino acids. Gene Ontology annotation, molecular function: protein binding. Lineage: Eukaryota; Metazoa; Arthropoda; Insecta; Blattodea; Kalotermitidae.
GUAUGGGAGGGUGGUUAGUGGCGCUGCUGAGGCAUGGUUGGUGUUUACUAGUCACUGCUAACAUAUAGUUAGUGGGGUUAGUGGUUACUAGUCAGGCAACAUGGCGAAGUUUAUGAGUGUGAUUUUGGUAGUGUUUAUAUUAUUAGUUACAACAGAAGUUCCUGAGAUCUAUGGACAUAGUGUUAAAUCACUUUAUGUGACACCGCGUAAGGAAACUAGAAAUACACAUACAUUCGAGGCACAAAGUUUAGUGUCUGAUUCAACCGGUGUUUGGAAAUCAUAUUCCUUGACAAGUCACAAUUUGCUCAAGAGGUCUGCAUUAUUGGAAACCAACAUCACGACCAAUGUUUUCCAUCUAAAUGAUAGUCAUCAGCAGUUGAUGGUGCACUGGGCUGGUGAGGGAUCAGAUGUUAUUUUAUGUCUGGCUCGGGAUUCCCCUAGAUUGGGCGUAGGAGCCAAGAGUCAACCCUCAGCAGUGUAUAUCUCAUAUGACUAUGGAAACAGGUUUGAGAACAAGACUGAGGAUUUCAGGCUGGAAGGCAAACAGUUUCCCUAUGCAUUUUUGGAAAAAUUUUUCAUUCACCCUAAGUAUAAUUCUCAUUGUGUAUUUACAGAUCCUCUGAAUCAAGUAAUUUUUGUAACAAAAAAUUAUGGAAGAAACAUCACAAGGAUGAAUGUUACAUUCUCUCCAUCAGAAGUUUCUUUUCAUGAAGAUGAACCACUGACCUUCCUUGUCUUUGAUAAAGUAGAUCCUAUAAAACGGCUGUGGAUAACAAGAGACUAUGGGCAGACCUUCUCAGUGGUCCAGGAGUAUGUGAAAGCAUUCUUUUGGUCCAGUGCAGAUACCGAUGGAAAACCAAGGCUUCUGUAUGUGGAACGUGAGGAACCCAGUGGAACAUCAACAGUCUUGGCAUUAUCUGCCAUGGAUGAAGGACGAAAUUAUGUAGUGCUCAUUCGUGGAGUGGAAGACUUUCAAGUCAGAGAUGACUUCAUGUUUGCAACUAAAAGGGUUGAUAAGAACAACUUGGAUCUCUAUGUUUCAUACAAACAAGGACACUUUAUGCGAGCGCGUUUCCAAUCUGAGCUGGAUCGUCGAGCAUAUCAUGUGGCAGAUGUGAGUGAUGGACAAGUGAUGGUGGUUGUGAAUCACACGGAUAUGCUUACCAACCUCUAUGUGUCACAGCUAAAGGAUUCUUCGGGCAUACAGUUUGCCCUCUCACUUGAACGAAUAUUCUGUUAUUUUCCAAACUCCACCUGGAUGGGCAACUGGUUGAGUGAUGUGGUGGAUGAAUCCUUUGCUGAUCUUACCAAGGUACAAGGACUGCGUGGGAUCUAUAUUGCAUCUCAGAUUACCUUGUCAACUGGAAUAAGCCGUGUGGGACCAGAACACAUCUCAACUUAUAUUACAUUUGACCGUGGUGUGGAAUGGAGACCUCUGGAGGCCCCUAUGUUUGAUGAUGAAGGCCAGCCAAUUGCAUGUGUGAUGGCUGGCAACUGUUCUCUGCACUUGUCGCAAAGGUUCUCUCAGUUGUACCCUGUGACUCGCUCUGUUCCUAUCCUUACUACCAAGUCAGCUCCUGGUAUCAUUAUUGCUAUGGGCACUGUAGGAACAUCUCUGAAAGGCCAUCCUGGCGUGUUCCUUAGUCGUGAUGCAGGUCUUACAUGGAGGCAGGUGUUUCGAGACUACUACUACUUCAAUGCUGGGGAUCAUGGCGGUGUUCUGGUAGCAGUUAAGUACUUCAGAUCACAAGGGGAGACUCGAGAUCUUCUGUACUCUACAGAUGAAGGAGAAAAUUGGUACAAACACAGCUUCCAUGCUGAAGAUCUACGGAUUUAUGGCCUUAUGACUGAGCCUGGUGAAAAUACGACUGUUUUCACCAUGUUUGGUUCUGCAAUAGGACAUCAUCAGUGGCUAAUAGUUAAGGUGGACCUAAGCAAGGCUUUUGGUUAUAACUGUACUGAUGAGGAUUACAAAUUCUGGUCACCAAGUGCUGGCAAUGGCAGCUAUAUGCCGUGUGUGCUGGGUCGCAAAGAGACAUACCAGCGGCGCAUUCCUCACUCAAACUGCUUCAAUGGUCGCAAUUAUGAUCGUCCUAUUAAGAUGGAAAUUUGUGAAUGUGGUGUAGAAGAUUAUGAUUGUGAUGUUGGAUUCAUGAGGACCACGUCUACAGGGUUGUGCAUCCGUAACAGAACAACUGAUCUAGAUCCGUAUAAGCCCCCCUCUUCUUGUCAACCAGGAGAGACUUACGAACGUACUAAGGGCUAUGUUAAAAUUGCUGGUGAUGUCUGCACGGUUAGCAAUGAUGAUCAGUUCAGACCAGAUAAAAUUCCUUGCCGUGUUGAUGAGGAGCAAGAAUUUCUCCUUCUUGCACAACGAGAUAAGAUUACACGAAUAAAUUUGGACACUGACAGUACCCUUGAGCCACUACCAAUUUUUGGUCUCAAAAAUGUCAUUGCCAUUGAUUUUGACAUGCGUAACAACUGUGUGUACUGGGCCGACAUUAUUACAGACUCUAUCGGUCGACAGUGCUUGAAUGGAAAGAAGGAACCAGAAAUUCUCGUGGAAACAGAAUUGUCAUCCAUUGAAGGGAUGGCUCUGGAUUGGGUGUCCAAUGUGUUGUACUUUGUUGAUGGCAUGCGAGCUAAAAUAGAAAUUAUUCGUACAGACAUAGAUCAUGAGGGUCGCAUGCGUAGGACUAUACUUGGUCCUGACAAGCUGAUGAAACCUCGUGGCAUUGCUGUUCAUCCAGUGAAAGGGUACAUGUUUUGGACUGACUGGGCACCAGGGGACCCUAGUGUGAAUAGGGCAGAACUAGACGGUAGUAAUGUUAAACGUCUGUUCAAGAAACCUGUUGUGGAAUGGCCGAAUGGUGUGACUAUUGAUCACAUUGCAGAGAGAAUCUACUGGGUUGAUGCACGUGAAGAUUACAUUGCUUCUGCCAACUUGGAUGGACAUAGAUUUAAUAAAAUAAUUGCUAAUAAUGAAUAUGUGGCACACCCAUUUGCUGUGGCAGUUUUCAAGGACAAUCUCUACUGGGAUGACUGGAAACAAAAUUCAGUGUUUUCAGCAGACAAGGAUCAUGGAGUAGGGAUUGUUAGACUUCAAAGUGGGCUGCAGGGACUCAUGGACUUGAAGGUAUUUGCUCAUGGUAUCCAAGAAGGGACAAAUGCUUGUAACAACCAGUCCAAGACUGUGUGUUCCCACCUGUGCCUAGGAAAGCCUCAUGGCCAGCAUGUUUGCCUGUGUCCUGAUGGGAUGGAGUUAAGCGAGACUGGGGAGUGCAUGUGUCCAGGAAGGCAGCUUCCUAAUAAUAAUGGAAAUUGUCCUAAAGCAAAUAGCACCUGUUCAUCAGAUUUCUUCACCUGUGGUAAUGGGUUGUGUAUCCCAAAGUUGUGGAAUUGUGAUGGGGAGAAUGACUGUGCAGAUGGAUCGGAUGAAGUGGGAUGUAGGCACACGACUUGUGAGGCCAACAUGUUUACAUGCAAGGAUGGGAAGUGCAUCCCACUUUAUUGGGUUUGUGACUUUGAUCGUGAUUGCCCUGAUGGGAGUGAUGAAGGUGGAUGCAUACGCCUGAAUUGCACUUCUGAAGAGUUUCGUUGUGAUAAUGGGCGAUGUAUAUCAUUACGUUGGCGUUGUGAUGGUGAGGAUGACUGCAAAGAUAGAUCUGACGAAAGCAAUUGUUCAAGCCCAAAACCUCCGGCUGCUUGCAAAUCGGGAGAGUUCCAGUGCAGCUCUACCAAGCAGUGCAUACCAAAUUCUUGGCGCUGUGAUGGUGAACAUGAUUGUUCUGACUCAUCUGAUGAAAAGAACUGUAAGAACAAGACUUGUGAACCAUGGCAAUUUCAGUGUAAGAAUGAGCGUUGCAUAUACAGUUCAUGGAGAUGUGACGGAGACAAUGACUGUCAUGAUCGCCCUGGACAAAUUGGUUCAGAUGAGGAGAACUGUACAUCCAUUGUACGACCAACACUGCCGACUCCAACUGUAAUAUGGCCAAAUAACACGUGUCACACAUGGAUGUUCCAUUGUAACAACAAACAGUGUGUACCCUUCUGGUGGAAGUGCGAUGGUGUCAAUGACUGUGGUGAUGGUUCAGAUGAGCUAGGCUGUGGGAAGGACAGUGAGCCAAACAGUAGUACAUCCAGUUCAGUGCCUACUACUCCAGGGACGUGCAGUGAGAAUCAUUUCUGGUGUUAUAAUGGGAAAUGCAUACUGUCAUCAUGGGUGUGUGAUGGAGCCAAAGACUGCAAAGAAGGAGAGGAUGAGGAGAACUGUAAGACCACUAGAAGUUGUGGACCUGGUUUGUUUAUGUGCCAUAUCGAUGGAUCAUGUGUGCCCAUUUCACAAGCAUGUGAUGGAAUAGCUCAGUGUCCAGAUGCCUCUGAUGAAUUGGCUUGUCAUCUGAUGCCCAGUCAAUCCCCAAUUGGUUGUCCUCCAGCAUAUUUUCAGUGUGAUGUAAAUCAGUGCAUCCCAUUGACUCGAAUGUGUGACCAGCACUUGGACUGUUAUGAUGGAUAUGAUGAAAGCAAUUGUAACAACAGCACCACAAAAAUUUACCAGGUGACUCAGAUGGGAGUUGAUGACCAUGGAUCAAAUUCAUCUACAUUGCAUUUAUACUGGUGGAUCCGCAACUUUUCUGAACCACUUGAGUUUCUUCCAUCAUAUGCUGAAGUAUUUAAUCAAAAGAAUGUCAGCUGGACAAAUACUACAUGGAUAGAUCGUUAUGGGUAUCUCUUCUCCAACUUGAAGCCAUAUACCAUGUAUAAUUUGACUGUAUAUGUGAGAGUGAAAGGCCAGAAGCAGGUAUACCCUCCAGCGAAAUAUGUGACUGCAACAACUGGUGAGGGAGUGCCAUCACCUCCUUGGAAUGUGACGGUGAUACAGAGGAAUGCACAUCAGGUUGUUGUAAGUUGGCAAGCCCCAAAAUAUCCGAAUGGGAACAUUGUCAGUUAUGUGGUAUUUCUGACACCACCCAUUCCACCUAUUCAAAAGUUACAAAAUGGUACCAAGACCAGUUUUGUUAUGAAUAGUGACUAUGAGGCUGAUAAGAAGUAUUUUUUCUGGGUGAUAGCAAGAAAUAAAGCUCAUGACAGUGACAGCUCAUCACUAGCAACUUUGACAUUUGAUGGAGAUGCUGCUAUUGAAGCCAUUGAAGGCUUGAUGUGGGACCAUAAAGACAACAGAAGCAUUAGCCUGACUUGGAAGAAGGUGGCCAAAGCUGAUGGCUAUUAUGUGAUUCCCAAAAGCAUGCCUCCAUAUCCAAAUCUUGAUAUGAAUACUACAAAAACAAAUAACAUUACAGUAACAAACCUAGCUCCUGGAACACCUUACAUCAUGGAGGUGUCAGCCUAUAAGAAAUCGUUCACAGGCCUACCUGCAUCCAUCACUGUAAAAACAGAUGGUGAGCCACUCCCCCAAGUUUCAGGAUUAGUAGUAGAUGUAUCCAAGACUGAUGGUACCACUGUAACAGUCCGUUGGGACAUUCCAAAGGAUGGAAUAUACAGAGAGAAAUGGGAAUAUGGUAUCUACUAUGCACUGAAUACAACAGAUCUGCUUUCAGGUCCUAAGCAAAGAACAAGCAAUUUGACUGCAAACGUAACAAACUUGGAAGCAUGUGAGUCUUACAUUUUUGCUGUGGGAGUCAUAGGCCCCCUUGGUUUUGGUCCACUAUCGGCUAAUCCAGUCUCUUUGGUAACAAGAUUCAAUAUGAAUGCUGCCCCGAAGAAUCUGACAGUGUUUUCAGAUCCUCACAAUGAAACAGUUAUGAACAUCCAGUGGCGUUCUUCCUGUCCUGCAAUGGUUGAUGAGAUUGGAUACAUGGUUACAGUUACUGAAGUGAACUUGAACUUCAGUUCCUCAGUCACAUUGCACCCCACAUCGAAGACUGAGCUCUCCCACUGGUUUGUUGUCCAUUAUGGAGGUCAUUACAGGGUGACAGUGCAAACAAACACUAGCAGUGCUAUUCCAACAAAACCUGUUGAGUAUGUAGCGCCACCUAUCCAGCCCCCACAUCAGCUCCAGGUUCUUCCUGAACGUAAUGGCAGUUACAUAGUAUACUGGAAGGAGAGGGGUCUUCCAGCUGCAAUUGCCAAUAUGACGUUCAGGUAUAUUGUACUUGUGUCCCAAGGAUCUGUCUUAAAUGUGAGCACAGCUACACAGUACAGUGCCUCUGGCCCACCUUUCAUAUUGAGCAAAGUGCAGGAGGGAACCAUCUACUCUUUUGCUGUUGUGCUGGAGACAGGUGAUGGGUAUCGUUCACAUAUGUCAGAAGUGAGGUCUGUUGAGAUGCCAGUGGGUUCCUGGAAAGCAGUACUGUCACCUCGAAACAUUGUCAGUGUGGUGGUGCCAGUAGGACUGGUUAUGAUAGCACUCUGUGGUGCAUUGGCUUUCUUUGUGUUGCGACAUCGCCGUCUGCAGCGUAGCUUCUCAUCUUUCGCAAAUAGUCAUUAUGACACACGGUCAGGUGCAGCAACUUUCUCUGGUGGUGAUGGUCUUGAUGAAGAAGAUUCUCCUGUUAUUCGUGGUUUCUCUGACGAUGAGCCAUUGGUGAUAGCUUGAGUGGAGUUUCCUCAUUGAGACCAUAAUUCAGUGUCAAAUCUCUGUGAUACUGUAAUUGAUAAUACUGUUUUAUUAACAUGUACCAUGCUUAAAAUUUGAUUUAAUUGUUGAUUAUUUGAAAUUGUAAUGCUGCACUGUUGAUAGCUUCCACUCAUGACUACUGCUGAGUUAUCCAUUUUGUGGGUUUACUGUUGGAAACUCUGCCUUGGAACUUCUUAAUUGAUAUAUUGUCUGCACAGUGUGUCAUUAGUGGUGCUGCAGGACAAUUUCAGAACAAGUAUUUUUUAGUAAAGGACAUUCAAACAAAUUAAAAUAGUUAAACUUUGGACCCUAAUUUGUUGUAGGUUGUGACUUGUUGCAUGUAGUGCAUGUGUGGAAAAAUGGUAGUAUUUUUUAGUGAAAACAUUUUUAUUUUACAAAAUAUUUUGUAUUAUUCUUUCUUACUCUCCUUCAAGUUUCAUCGUUUUUAUAGUUUAGUGUAAUUUUAUCUUCAGAUGUUUGAACAUGUGUGCUUUAGCACUUUAGUUUGUAAAUUUGUAUUAUAUUGAAAAGUCUUUAUGUGAGUACACUUUGUCAGAUUGGUUUGCGUAAACCUGAAGAAUGUGAUAUGGUAAUUAUUAAUUGAACACAGAAUGUUACACAUGAUGGAAUCUGAUUAACGAGUCUCCUCAUCAGAAUAGUAUUUUAUCAGCAGUCUUAAAAUAUAUGUAUUAACUAAUGUGAUGUAAAAAACAAAGUAAAUAUGCUACCUUCCAAACCAUCCAGGUUUUGAAAUGUUCACCCCCCCCCUCCUAUUGUUUCAUCUUACAGUGAUUGGAUAUGACAUACUGUUGGCACUAGUGUUCUUUGUUUACCAAAAGAAAAACUUCGAACUGUGUUACCUGCAUCCAGCCAAAGAUUUCUGAAAUCUUGCUUUUGUUCUCUUAUUGUGCCAGAUAAACUCUUUAAUUGUAUUGCUUAAAAUCAUAAAUGUAAAUAUGACAAUAUUCUGUUAUUUGCAUUGUGAACAUAGUAAAUUUCAAUAAAAUACUUAAAUUGUU